Molecule: messenger RNA, 2070 nt
Organism: Fusarium pseudograminearum CS3096
Lineage: Eukaryota; Fungi; Ascomycota; Sordariomycetes; Hypocreales; Nectriaceae
Exons: 3
Coding region: 1-2070 (689 amino acids)
Biological process (GO): aspartyl-tRNA aminoacylation
Cellular component (GO): mitochondrion; cytoplasm
Molecular function (GO): aspartate-tRNA ligase activity; ATP binding
Source: RefSeq, a predicted model, not a curated record
AUGGUGCUCCCUCUCGCCCGCUGCCGCGCUUCAUUGCGUUAUGGCACAUGCACAAGAUCAAUAUACCUCCUACGCACGCGACAAUGCCUCCCCCGAAGCUUUACCCAAAGCUCAAUUGUCGCAGCAGCACGCAGCGACAUCCUCAGCGCCUGGGAUAAGUAUAGCAACUCCGAUAUCCCUCUCAACCUCGACCACAGCGAUAAAUGCGUUGGCUUCUUAAGCAAGCGACGAACAAUCCACAAACAACUCGCAUUCGCAGACCUUACCACACCCUCGGGCGAAACCAUCCAGAUCUGCUCCGACGCAAAGAAAGACGCCAAUGCACACACCCUCUUCACACAGAUCCCCGCAUACAGUCCCGUCGUCGUCAGCGUCAGCGGCCAAGCCGACGAACCAGCCGACAAAACAUCCAAACCCACAGUCUAUCUCAAAGACAUCCGAGCUCUCAACACCGUCCCCCAGAACCUCAUCGUCACAUCCGAAGUCCAAUUCCCUCCCAAGAAACGCCACUACCAAAUCCGAUUCCACCAAGAGCUGCAAGAGAGACUCAAGUUUAGGUCAUGGCUGAAGGGAGAGCUGACAAAAGGUUUACAAGAGAAGGGGUUCACGGAUAUCGAGACACCAACGCUGUUCAAGUCGACGCCCGAAGGUGCGAGGGAAUUCCUGGUGCCGACUCGUCAGCGCGGCAAGGCGUAUGCGCUGAAUCAGAGUCCUCAGCAGUAUAAGCAGACGCUCAUGGCUAGUGGUAUCUCGCGGUACAUGCAGUGGGCGCGAUGCUUUCGUGAUGAGGACAGUCGAGCGGAUCGUCAGCCCGAGUUUACACAGCUUGAUAUGGAGUGGUCGUUUGCGGGCGCAUCCAAAGUGCGACAGGAUGUGAAUGACAUUAUCUUGUCUGCUCUCGAAGCACUACGACCGGCACAUAGCUACCAGGAGAUCCGGGGAGAGCGUAUUCCUGUGUUGUCAGAGAUUCCUCGAGGCGCUCGUCCAGCAGAUGAGCCUGUAGCGCACACCUUUACAACACUCAAGUUUCAGGACUGCAUAACGUCUUAUGGAAGCGACAAGCCGGAUUUGCGCAUCCCCAACAAGAUCCACGCACUGCCAGAUCUCGAACCAUAUAAACAAUUCGUCAGCAUGAUCACCCACCUCGAAGAUCCCCUAAUAGAAUCCUUUACGUUCCCCCUUUCCACAGAAGACCCCAACGAAGCGCGCAAGCUGGUCACAAAGUUUAUGGACAACCUACCAAGCGCACUGGCCGACAACCCCGAUGGCAAGCCUCAGAUUCUAGUGUGCGACAGAAAAGCGCCUCUCCAAGGCUUCUCGUCACUAGGCUUCGAGUUCCAAGACGUUAUCGAUCUUGUAGCAGAUGAAGGCGUCGAGCAAGGCGACCUGGUCAUCUUCCAAGCACGAGAGAAGCCCAAGGGCCAAUACUGCUCUGGGUCGACAAAGAUAGGCGAUGUUCGAAUCGCGUUGUGGAAAUUCUUCGUCGAAGAAGGACAAAUGGAGAAACCCCGCCUCGGCGAUCCGGGAUCAUUGCAGUUUGUCUGGGUGACAGAUUUUCCCAUGUUCAAGCCCACCGAGAAAGGCGAGCCAGGCCAAGAAGGUGCCGCGGGUAUCGCAGCAUCACACCACCCCUUCACAGCACCGCUCUCGAAAACCGACCUCGAACUACUCUUCACCGACCCUCUCCAAGCCAAGAGCGCAGCCUACGAUCUCGUUCUCAACGGCGUAGAAGUCGGCGGUGGCAGCGAGCGUAUCCACAUCGCGGCGGUGCAAAAGUUCAUCAUGAGCGAUGUUUUACAAAUGACUGACAAACGAAUCGCAGACUUUGCGCAUCUGUUUGAGGCGUUAGAAUCUGGAUGUCCGCCACAUGCCGGGUUUGCGCUGGGCUUUGAUCGACUUGUGGCGUUGUUGACGGGUACAGCGACGGUGAGGGAUGUGAUUGCGUUUCCCAAGACGAUGAAGGGAGAGGAUCCGUUUGUCAAGUCGCCUAGUCGGUUGACGGAUGAGCAACUUGAGCCUUAUGGGUUGCAAUUGAGGAGGAGUGAUCAAAAGGGGAGUGAUGUCGAAUGA